Mauremys reevesii (Reeves's turtle) is the source of this 1041-nucleotide messenger RNA. Its product is annotated as membrane-spanning 4-domains subfamily A member 15-like. Gene Ontology annotation, cellular component: plasma membrane. The record is from RefSeq and is a predicted model, not a curated record. Gene Ontology annotation, biological process: cell surface receptor signaling pathway. The transcript is spliced from 6 exons. NCBI's taxonomy places the organism in Eukaryota, Metazoa, Chordata, Testudines, Geoemydidae. Bases 16 to 810 code for a protein of 264 amino acids.
AGCAUCUUCAUCAUCAUGGCAGCACCAGGAAGCAUGGCCAAUGGGGUGCUUGUGUUCAUGCCCCCAAACAGCGCUGGCAUCAUCCACCAAGGCCAGGGAGUCUCUGGUGACAUUCCCCAGACUCCUGAGAUGGUGCAAUAUGGGCCUCAGCAGUUCACAGUCAUGAACCCUGGGAAUGAACCUCUUGGGUCAAUGUACCCCAGGAGUCCCGCUGAACAGGUCGCGCAGCUAAGAAAAGUAGGGAUGAUGGAGAUAUUCCUCAAAGCACAGCCCAAGACCCUUGGGGCCAUCCAGAUCUUGAUUGGGCUGAUACACAUCGGCUUUGGAGGUGUCUCUACAACUUUCAUUAAAUACAUUUCUGUCUCUGGCAUCGUGGGAUACCCGUUCUGGGGAGGAAUUGUUUUCAUCAUUUCUGGAUCCCUCUUGGUUGCAGCUGAGAAUCGUGGCAACAUCUGUCUGGUGAGAAGCUGCCGGGAAAUGAACAGAAUUAGUGCCCUCUUCUCAGCCCUUGGGAUCAUUCUCUUUCUAACGGAGCUGAUUAUUAAUGCGUCACUUUAUUAUGAGAAACAUCAUUGGUUGAAUGCUUUGAAGGGUAUCACGGUCAUGCUGUUCUUGUUGUCCAUCCUGGAAUUCUCCAUCGCUGUCUCAACCUCGUACUUUGCAUCCCAAGCCAUCCGGUAUACCCCCAACACCGCCAUGUUGUUCAGGCCAUAUGCUGCCAAUGAAAACUUUGGGGUUACCUCCGCACCAAUACCCCCUCCACCACCUUACACCAAUGAGGCGUAUGACCCCAAAGAAGAGACUGAGUAAUGAGCCUCAUAAGGAACUCCUACAAGAGAUGGCUCCAGCAGCAGCUCCUCUGAGAAGUAAAACCCAACCCUAUCCUGCAUGAUAGAUCUCAUUCCAUUUUCUGAGUGCAGUUCUAGAACCCAGCUCCAUUGUUCAUCUCACAGGGAACUCAUUUCAGUCUGCUUCUCCCUGGCUCCACACCAUUUGUAGUUCACGCUACACAGAAUGAAAUAAAGUGAUAACUCACCAACA